Molecule: messenger RNA, 936 nt
Organism: Trematosphaeria pertusa
Lineage: Eukaryota; Fungi; Ascomycota; Dothideomycetes; Pleosporales; Trematosphaeriaceae
Product: HET-domain-containing protein
Exons: 2
Coding region: 1-936 (311 amino acids)
Source: RefSeq, a predicted model, not a curated record
AUGCUGACAGAUGUCGCUACCAAUUCUGCUUUCUAUACAGCGCGACGAUGGCUACAAGAGUGCCAGGAUGACCACGCUAAAUGCCCCGGGAAGAAGGCCCCGACAUUGCCCAGCCGAGUGAUCGAUGUCGGGUCAGAGACUAAACGCGGCUCCGUCAAACUGCUAGUCAACUCUACACCUUGCAAAGCCCACUACACAGCGCUGAGCUACUGCUGGGGCGGAUCUCAGCAAGUAACGACGACGAAAUCGACGCUAGACGAUCAUGUUACCAGCAUCCCUUACGAUCAAUUACCGAAAACAAUUCAAGACGCCGUAAUGGCAACUCGGAAUCUCGGUAUUUCGUAUCUCUGGGCAGAUGCUCUCUGCAUCGUUCAAGACUGUGCGGUGGAUAAAGCUCAGGAGAUCAACAAAAUGGGGCAAAUAUACAAGAACGCGACGUUGACAAUUGCGGCUGCAAGUGCGAAGACGGCUCAUGAGGGUUUCUUGCAACCAAGGCCGAGGAUCCCUUCAUGCGAGAUUCCGAUCUACUACGACCACCAAUAUGACUAUGACUUCGCAACAGUACAAUCAUCGGAUGCAGACGAACCUUUGUACUCUCGGGGUUGGACGCUUCAGGAGCGGCUGCUUUCACCGCGCAUGCUGCUGUAUGGGCAGAAAGAACUGACCUGGCAAUGCCAACAGAAUUCGUCCGAGUCGCUAGGCACAACGUUCUACCAGCGCUCCACGGGCUGCAAGAGGCUCCCCGUUGGCAUCUUCGUCAACAAGAAGCUGAGCAGAAAGGAGAGACCGUCAAACACCCAGACCAAGCAAAUAUGGCAGAGCAUCAUCGAAGACCGCCUGCCGGCACUAGCAGGCAUUGCCGAACAACUACACGGCAUUUGGGGCGACUACGUUGCCGGAUUCUGGAAGAACUGCAUGCUUGCUCAUCUGGCCUAG